AUGAAGCAAUCAAAAGAUGAUAUGUGUCGAAGCGAAGAAUUACUGAUGUUUGAAUUUCCGUUUAAAAGCGAUUUUGAUUUCGGUGCGGAACUUGGAUCCUCUGCACAGCAUCCUUUUUCUCUUCGCAGUCGUUUACGCGAAGUUCGAGAUGCAUUUCGAGGAUUCCGGUAUCACCAACAGUUUUGUCAUGUUUUGAUCAAAAUAACCGUUCUUACCGUAAAUGAAAUAUCCAUCGCAUUGGUUAGUUUACUAACGGCACAACUGUCGGAUAGAUUAAUACAAAUGGUCUUUGCUGAUUGCUUGCUUGCUUAA
Molecule: messenger RNA, 312 nt
Organism: Acanthocheilonema viteae
Lineage: Eukaryota; Metazoa; Nematoda; Chromadorea; Rhabditida; Onchocercidae
Source: the annotation of a GenBank genome assembly